Messenger RNA from Durio zibethinus, 1855 nucleotides. Its product is annotated as 7-deoxyloganetin glucosyltransferase-like. NCBI's taxonomy places the organism in Eukaryota, Viridiplantae, Streptophyta, Magnoliopsida, Malvales, Malvaceae. Gene Ontology annotation, molecular function: quercetin 3-O-glucosyltransferase activity; quercetin 7-O-glucosyltransferase activity. The record is from RefSeq and is a predicted model, not a curated record.
UGGAGUGGGGACACUCUUAUCAUCAACUUUUUCUUUUACUUUAAGCUUAUCAAUUUAAAUGCCUUCUUUUUGCAUUGGAGCUUAGACCAUAGACAAGUUUGAUCCUCAGUGCUACUCACUUUCUCAAGGGCAUAUGGAACCGGUAAUGCCCCAUGCUGUCUGUAUUCCUCUACCUGCUCAAGGCCACAUAAACCCCAUGUUAAAACUUGCCAAACUUCUCCAUUUCAAGGGCUUCCAUAUCACUUUUGUCCACACAGAAUUCAACUACCAACGCGUACUUACCUCUAGAGGAUUAGACUCUCUCAGGGGCUUAGCCAAUUUCCAAUUUGAAACAAUAUCUGAUGGUUUGCCAUCAACAAAUCCGCGGCGAAUACAAGACCUACCAGACUUGUGCUUAUCGUUACCGGUUCAGGGGUUACGUUCCUUUCGAGAUCUGAUAAUAAAACUUAAUGGUUCAUCAGAUGUCCCUCCUAUUACUUGCAUAAUUUCUGAUGGAGUCAUGAGCUUCACCUUGGAAAUUGCUGAGGAAUUUGGCAUCCCAGAGAUGGUUAUGUUUACUCCUAGUGCUUGUGGUAUGUUGGGUUACCUUCACUUUGAAGAGCUUAAGGAACAAGGUUAUUUCCCAUUGAAAGAUGAGAGUCACUUGAAUAAUGGAUAUCUUGACACUCUGAUUGAUUGGAUACCGGCAAUGAAAGGAGUUAGAUUAAAAGAUAUCCCCACGUUCAUUCGAACCACGAAUCCUGAUGACAUAAUGUUCAAUUACAACUUACAAUCCGUGAACAAUGCCAGGAAAGCUGCAGCUGUAAUCCUCAACACUUUCGAUGAUUUGGAACAGGAAGUCUUGGAUGCCAUCAAGACCAAAGUCAUCAAGCUCUACACUGUUGGUCCAUUAUCAAUGCUUCACCGGAAAGUUUGUCCUGGAAAUUUGGACUCCAUCGGAUCGAAUUUGUGGAAAGAAGACACCCAAUGCUUAGCUUGGUUAGACAAGAGAAAACCCAGGUCGGUUGUAUACGUAAAUUAUGGGAGCUUGAUAACAAUGACGCCGGAACAAUUGCGCGAGUUUGCUUGGGGACUGGCUGACAGCAAGUACCCAUUCUUGUGGGUUAUCAGGGCAGAUCUUGUCAAGGGUGGAGAAGAAAUAUUAUCCAAGGAAUUUAUGGAGGCAAUAAGCGAUAGGGGUCAGCUUGUGGGUUGGUGUCCGCAAGAGAGAGUGCUAAGUCACCCUUCUGUAGGAGGCUUUUUGACUCAUUGUGGGUGGAAUUCUACAUUGGAAAGCAUUUGUGAAAGGGUGCCAGUGAUGUGUUGGCCAUUUUUUGCAGAGCAACAGAUGAAUUGUUUCUACUCGUGUACGAAGUGGAGCAUUGGGAUGGAAAUAGACAGUGAUGUGAAAAGAAAGAAAGUUGAAGCUCUUGUGAGGGAGUUGAUGGAAGGGAUGAAGGGGCAAGAUUUAAGGCAAAAGGCUAUGGAUUGGAAGAAAAAGGCUGAGGUAGCUACAAGCCCUGGGGGGUCUUCUUACGCUAAUUUUGAUACCAUUGUUAAGCAGUUGAAACAGGGAAAUGGUAAUUGCUACUGUAAGUAACUAGGGUGGGGAUUAAUCUGGAAACAUGCUAGUUCUGCUCUUCUAGAGGGAAACUUAAAAGGAUGAUGUUAUUCAAAAUAAUUCAUAUCAAUUUUGUGUAAAAGCCUGGGGUUAGAUACAAAUUAUUUUUUUUCCAUGGUCCAAUUUAUAGAAAUUAUUGCAGGAAAGCUGCUAGGGUAGUUUGAUCAUCAGAGACUCCAGCACGUACUUAGGGAAAGAAAUAGACUCCUUGUAAUCUUUUAUAUCCAAUGCCGUUUUGACCCUUUUGGUUUUUAA